CCUGCACGAGCGCAGAAUUCUUUCUUUGAAAAUUGCGUGAGUCUGGAAUACCACCUCGAGCACUUGUCGUGCCAGGUUGCUUCCUUUGGCGGAGAAAGCAAACAUUCCUAAUUCGCCCCUAUCGGAUAUGCUUCCUCAAUUUUGUGGGCUUCUCUGACGCACCAUCGUACAUGUCGACAAGUAUAUACUGGACUCCGAGCUGUAUAUAUUCUCUCUCCGGCACCAGCAGGUCUUGUGUUACCGGAGAAGCUUCCACGGAGCUUCGUCAUUUAAGGUGCUCUUCAGCCUCGAAGCAAUUGUCUCGCACUGCUAUACCUUCACUCUCUGACUCAUUUUCGUUUGUUCACUCACAAUGAGGGCUACCAAUUUUAUCUGGACGCUUGCUUUGGCACUGGCAGUUCAAGCACAACAACUAUCUCCGUGCGCGACAACAUGCUUGCAGACAUCUAUGUCUCACAACACCACUUGCGGGCCUACAGACAUCCCAUGUAUCUGUUCGGAUACAGGCUUGCAAUCUGCCAUCGAAGUCUGCGUCCUCUCAACAUGCACAAUCAAAGAGGCUCUAGUGGCCAAAAACUCCAGCAUGACCCUUUGUGGAGCACCCAUCCGCGACCUGACAGCCAUAACACCCAUCGUCACCGGCGUGUCUGGCGGUCUUGCCGUCAUCGCUGUCUCAGUACGCACAUUCUCCGUUGGUAACAUGAUCCACGCCGACACUGUGUGCGCCAUCAUCGCCAUCUUAUCCGCUUUUCCGAUGGGCGUCCUCGAGAUGAUCAUGUCCCACGACGGCUUUGGACGCGACAUAUGGACCCUUACUCCCGAUAAGAUCACACGUAUCGUAAAAUUCACCUGGCUCACGGAGAUCUUCUAUUUUAUCGCUGUGGCAUUUACCAAGAUGUCAUUCCUGUUCCUGUAUUUGCGCAUCUUUCCGGCGCAGCAUAUCCGGCGGGUUGUGCAUGUCCUGAUUGGAUUCUGUAUUGCGUACGGCUUGAGCUUUACCAUCGCCUGUAUCUUGAAUUGCUUGCCGGUCACGUAUAUCUGGAACAAAUGGCACGGAGAGACCACUGGGACUUGCAUCAACUUUAACGGAUUUGCGUGGGCGCAUGCGGCCAUCAAUAUCGCGAGUGAUCUGAUCAUUCUCUGUCUGCCUAUCCCGGAACUGCUCAAGUUGAGCAUGAACAAGAAGAAGAAGUUCUAUGUCAUCAUCAUGUUCAGCAUGGGCUUCUUCAUCACUAUCGUCAGUAUCAUUCGCCUGCGAUCUCUCAUCAUCUUCGCCACCACUCCAAACCCUACCUACGACGCCGUACCCACUGCAUACUGGUCCGUGCUCGAGUGCUAUGUUGGUAUCAUCUGCGUCUGUCUUCCGUCCAUCCGCGUGCUGCUUAGCCGCGUGCUGCCCUCCAUCUUCGCCUCUACGCAGCCCGAAUACGAGUACUCGGACACUCCAAUCAAGAGCUCUCGCAAGAAACCUUCGCAACUCACCGAUUUCAGUAUUACGAAGACCAUCGAUGCGACUGUUACGAGCGUGCCGCGCGGUGAUGGCGAGCGGUUUGGUGGAGCCGGAUUUGUGAAUGAAAGAACGUAUGGGAACAAUUACGGAGGGGUAUAUGGCGAGGAUGGGCUGCAGCUUGUAGAGUUCGAUGGAGUGAAGAAGGCGUUCGAGGGCAAGGGAGAGAAGGGCGACAAGGGCGAGGGAACGAUCAGUCUGGGCGACCAGGCAAGUCGGCGGAGCAGCCAGGGAGCUACGGAGGAGGAAAUAAGGAAAUUGUGAGUGUUGUGGACGGAGAACUCGCGCAACUUGCCUCAUGAGUUACGGCCGUCAUGACUACAGAACUUGUAUUUCAAUUGUGUAUAUGCGCCGCCUUGAAUUGCGCGCAGACACCCCCUUUGUACUAUAUGCCUAACGGCCUACCUGGAAUGGAAGACAAAACGUAAAAUAAUUGUUUAUUGAGUUAUGAUAUUUUUACUGUAGAGACAGAAGGCGGCUCACGGAUGCCCUCAUCAUCAAUACUAUCC
Messenger RNA from Pseudovirgaria hyperparasitica, 2016 nucleotides. RefSeq lists its product as uncharacterized. The record is from RefSeq and is a predicted model, not a curated record. Lineage: Eukaryota; Fungi; Ascomycota; Dothideomycetes; Acrospermales; Acrospermaceae. The coding region runs from base 353 to 1771 and encodes 472 amino acids. The transcript is spliced from 4 exons.